GGACGGGAGAGAAAACCAGCAGUGUGGAGGCGACGGAGGGAGGGAGUGUGCGCACGCCGCUGGAUUUAACCUGUGGCACUGACUUUCGUCCUCCAGUGAGUCCAAGGCCAUCAGAGAGGAAGUGUGACACCCUUCCUUCACUGAGGGCAGCCAGUGAGGGACCGCUCCGCUACAUACAACAAGCCUCGCACUUGGAGUAAAGACGGGAAGAGGCGCAACAGAUAACGAAGUGAACGGGAAGGAGUGUGAAGGAAAUAACGGAAACUUUUAGGGGUUUUUAUGAUCAACGCACGUGAAUAAGAGUGAAAGGUUCCCCGCUGUUUCCUGAGCGCGGCCAAGAUCCCCAGUUAUCGCGCUGUUAUCUGCGGCGGGAACAUCAAAGCAAGUGUGUGUACGAGCUCAGAUACCUUAUCACCGUGUGUGUAUGUGUGCGUGUGUGUGUGCAUGUGUGUGUGUGUCUUGUGUGCCGCCCCGCCGCCGCCGCCGCCUCCGCCUUUCCCUCCCUGCCAGCGACGAAAAGUUAAAGGCAAGAAGGAAAGGAAGAUAACAGCAUAAGUGAGGGAGGUGUGAAGUGAGGAGGGGAGCGCUGCCAAGUCACUUUUUUUUCGUCUCUGGAGAAAGAAAAAGAGAGACAAACAAACUGAAGAGAUAAGAAAAAAAAAAAAGCAGAUUCACACCGGCUAUUAAACUCGAAUCAACGCAGACUGAAAGAAAAAAGAGAUAAAACCAGAAAACCAACUCAAAUUCAGACCGCGUGCUUGCAAACCAACGUGUACAUGAGUGUGUGCAUGUGAGAGUGUGUACAUGUGUGCGUAGCGUCGCUCGUGUACGUACGUGUGCAUCAGAAAACCGCACACAUUCACCACUAAUCAAAGGUGCACAUUAAGUCAGACUCCUUGACAUCACUAGCCCUCAUGUCUUCCACGGGCCCGCCACCCACCGCCGCCACCACCACCACCACUAGACUCCUGGCGGGGGAAGAGUGGCCAGGGCAGCGUUAGAGACCCAGCAAGCCCUUUAUAAGCCCGUGCGAGACCCAUAAGACACCUUCAGGUCUUCUAGUCAUGGCCAACUCCUUCGUAAAAUGGUGUCGAGCGAAAUUCUUCAAUGGAUACAAACAUAUUAAUGUGCUGGCGCAGGAGGAAGGGUGCGGGAGGUCAGACACUGAGACUCUGGUGAGGGCGGGAGAAGAAGACCUUCUAAUCCCCACGCCCACAGCCACGCCCGCGCCCACCCACGCCCGCCCUGCCCACCCACUAGCCGCCGGCACGUAUGUUGAGGAGGUGUCUUGCGAUGUGAGUGUGGCAGCGGGCGACCUGGAGAGGCAGGAAUUUUCUUUCACGUUGUACGACUUCGAUGGACAUGGCAAGGUUACCAAGGAUGACAUCGCGGGGCUGGUGAGGACAAUCUACGAGGCGGUGGGUUCCUCGCUGUCCCUCCCCCCCAGCGGCUCACGGACCAUCAAGGUGAAGCUUACAGUGGCCCCUGAGGCAAGCCGAGGCCGCCCCCAUCAGGAGGACAAGGAGGAGGAGGAGAAGGAGGACGAGGAGGAUUAUGAGGAUGAUGGGUGUGGGAGGGGGCAGCGAGGCAGGAGGAGAGGAGGAAGAAGAAGGUCCACAUCUCUGCAACGACAUGAAUUACUGCAGAUUAUUCAAGCCAACAUGGAGAAGAAUAAUCUUUUCUACACGCCCCUUCACCGCCCUGCCCACUCCCAUCACCACAGCCACCACUCCCACCCCCACCACCACCACCACCACCACACCCGCCGCCGCCGGCCACGCCCCUCCUGCCCCUGCUCUCCCCCAGACCCUGCGCAGGUGAAGGCACGUCUGCUGGAGCCGGACUGCCCGUGCCGCCACACACACUACCACAGCCACACGCACGGCCCCUCCUCCGCCUCCCGCCAGGGGUGCCGCCGCCACCACCGCUCCCACUCCCAUGACCUGGCCAGGGACUCACCACCACACUUGUUUCGCUCCCACCUCCUGGACAAGACCUUCCAGCCCCUACCCCCCUCCAACACCCCCGACCAGCCCCCCUCCCCGCCCACGCUGCCCAGCCACCACCAUCACCACCACCACCAGCAACCACGGCACCAUCACCACCACCACCACCACCACCACCGGUCCAGGUCUUAUGACGGCGGGGACACGCAGCGGUCGUCACCACGGGGCCGCAGUGGCCGUGGCUCGCGGUGCCCCCAGCAGAGCUCCCCACAGAGCCUCAAGACCUCCCCUGAGCAGCCCUUGAGAGUGAGCCAAGCCCCAUCCCCCUCCAAGCACGAGUCCCCACGGGGCCUGGGGGUCGAGGGGUCUGCCUCCCCCCACGCCAGCAAGCACCGGCACCGCGGUGCGGACCAUGACCGAGCCAUGGCACAGGUGGUUGCCUGGCUGGAGCGCGGGUCCCUGCUGGAGGCACCCUGCUCCCCACCGACUGAGCAGAGCCCCCCUGGGGACCAGGCCCACCAUGUGCACCAGCACAUCCACCAUCACUACCACCACUACAACGAGCACCAGCUGCCGCCGCUGGUACUCUGAGGACACCCCUGCACCUCCCCGGCCCUCGCCCUCACCCUCACCCUCUCCUGGUGGCAGCGGGAGGUGCAGAGGGACGGGGCAGGUGCAGCACCCCCCACCCCCUGAAGUGAGCCGCACCCCACGGUGUACCAGUGGCCAAUGAGCUUGGCAGUGGCUGUGGCCUGCCCUGCGUGCCCACUGCCAGUCAGGGCAGCAGGGUGGGGCCAGUGAUGGGAGCGUGUCAGUCAUGCCAUGCCAUCCCCUGCCACUUGCCUCCUGCAGGGCAGGCACUCACCGCUGGAGUCGUGGCCUUGCCGCACUCCACCCCAACAUUCCCAUCUCCCACAGAGUCUCAGAAAUCUCAUGACCUGCUUGUGUCCGUGGCCUCAUCACCCUCAUCCUGCAUUGUCUCAUCACGCCUCACAACACCUGACAUGCAUAUAGUCAUUUUUAUUUUUUGAAGUCAUGUGUCCACUGAGGAGAACCCUUCGUGCCACACUGACAGGCAUUCCCUCACCUCCUGUGACCCUCUCAUUCCUCAGAUGCUCAUCAAUUGUGACCUCUGUUCUCAUUCCUGCUGACUCAACAUUCUUAAAGCAUUCCUUACACACACACACACACACACACACACACACACACACACACACACACACACACACACACACACACACACACACACACACACACACACACACACACACACACACACACAUUGUACUAGUCAUUAUGUUACAAGACUUGAAUCAAACAAACAUCACUUCCUAUGUUUCAUGUAAUCAUUGAUUCGUCCAUCGAGACUCAAAAUGAAGAGUGCCCUUGUGUGUGUGAAUGUAAGAUGUUCGUUCACACACUUGUACAUCAUUGCAUUUCAGUUCCAGACUCAACUCAAACACAGCCAAGAUCCAAACACGCAACAGAAAACAGAAAGUAAGAUUAACUGUCGACUAAUAUGCGCUGAACCUAAAUAACUGACCUUAACUGGCUUGCUGUGUGUGGCAGAUGACUAUUACCACAACUUGACUGCCUGACUGACUGAGUGGGUUCUUACAAGGUGCUCUGCUUGCCACACUCAGGUCAGAUCUGUAACAUUCCCAGCAAGGUCAGAUUCACAGGUCAGUUCCCAGCACUACAUCUCAACUCUUGAAUGACUGAGUGUUGUGUCAAUGGAAAUGCAAACUGUACUAUGUCACAAACCAGGUGCUUCUAAGUCAUAACCUCAGGAAGGCUAUGAAGCAAUACAAGACUGGAGGAAAGCCCUGCAAUAUAGAAAGUACUGCCUGAUUGAUGUGUAAUGAAACAAUCUCUCGCUGUGUUAAUUAAGGCAAGACACACCGCACAACACCCUGGAACUGUACCACAUGAACCGAGGUGUGUGGGAAUGCUGUGUGCUUGGCUGUGACUCAGGAAAUCAGGAAGGGUGCUUAGAGUGUGUGUGAGGACAGGCCACCACUGCAGGGAACUGAAUGGGGGCUCAGCUGGGUGACCUCCAGAGAUCUUGUGUGGAAAACUGUUGCAGGAACUAUCGUAAAGAUGCAGGAUCUCAGUCACAAGGAGAGAACAGAUGACGAAAUGUGGAAAAAUAUUGUAGGAGGAUUCAAAAGUGUUGGAAGAGUUUAGAAGAUGAAGAUAAAACAUGAAAAAUGGAUGCAGCCAGAUUGAAGGACAGGUAUUCACUGCCUUCCAUGUCACAAAGAGGAAAAGCAAAACUAAACUACUUAACAGAAAGAGAACUUAGGAAAACUAUUUAGGUAACCACUGGAAGGAAAAGAAGAAGAAAACCAGUUGCAUCCAAACUAAGAAAAAAUAAUCAUACCUUUCACAUCACAAGAAGAAAAACAGACACACAACUCAACAGAAAGAGAAACAAGAAAACUAAAAAAAAACUCACCAACUAUUGAAAGGCACCACAAGUGUUUCUCUUUCUCAAAACCAGAACUUUAGGGCAAAAAGGACAGCUGGAUGAGAAAGCCACCAGUAUGUCCUUAUGCCCUCCCCCCCCACCUCACUACCUCACUCCUCACCUUUGCCACAGACUAGGAAAAGACGACGGAGGAAGAAAAAAUGAGACAGUGUAUUUUUUGUACAGUGAAUCGAUCUAUAUGACUUUGUACAUAACCUAGUGUAUAUCGAACUUGUAUAUAUAUAACCUCCUCCUCCUCCUUCUCCUCCUCCUCCUCCUCCUCCUCCUCCUCCAUGUUAUUCUGUGUUACUGUGUUCUGAUGAAGAUGUAUUUGUUCUAAAAUGCAUAAUUCAAAGAGCACUGCCCUCCCUCAGACAUGCUGCCCAGUCCAUGCCCAGCCCCCUUCCUCCUGACAUACCCCAUCCCCCAUGAUAGUAGUUAUGCUGUAUGGUAGUUUCAUUAAUGGUGCUUCAACUACUGUAAACAAAGAACCAUUCCAUGUAUUCUGUCUCUCCCUCUUAUUGAUUAUUUUUAUGACUUAUCCUUACGUUUCUUUCGUUCGUGCGUUCGUCAGUUCAUCCAAUGACCGUCGGCAAGUGUUUGUAUUGUCGACGUACAGGAAAUUCCUCGUCUCUAUCCGUUCCCAGCCAGCAAGACCCUGACAGAGAGCAGGAGUGCGUGGCCCAAUAUUUAUUCCACGUUACUUCCCUCCCGUGUUACGUUCCUCAGUUCGUUUCCUUUCCUCCCGACAUUAAAAGGCACAAAUAAAUGUGUUAAACUGAA
Scylla paramamosain (green mud crab) is the source of this 5199-nucleotide messenger RNA. It is a transcript of the gene nkd, whose product is annotated as protein naked cuticle homolog 2-like. Gene Ontology annotation, biological process: negative regulation of Wnt signaling pathway. Bases 1065 to 2537 code for a protein of 490 amino acids. Gene Ontology annotation, molecular function: calcium ion binding. The record is from RefSeq and is a predicted model, not a curated record. Gene Ontology annotation, cellular component: cytoplasm. Lineage: Eukaryota; Metazoa; Arthropoda; Malacostraca; Decapoda; Portunidae. The transcript is spliced from 4 exons.